Molecule: messenger RNA, 1260 nt
Organism: Aspergillus puulaauensis
Lineage: Eukaryota; Fungi; Ascomycota; Eurotiomycetes; Eurotiales; Aspergillaceae
Product: CaiB/BaiF CoA transferase family protein
Exons: 1
Coding region: 1-1260 (419 amino acids)
Molecular function (GO): catalytic activity
Source: RefSeq, a predicted model, not a curated record
AUGUUCGCCAGGUUAUCAAUACCAAACCCCCGCUGCCUCUCGCAGCGAGCAAUAGCAGGAGGCGUACGAUGCUUCUCACUAUCCGCCACACGCAGGUCCAAUGCCAAUAACCAAGGUCCUCUAGCUGGAAUCACAGUCGUCAGUUUAGAACAAGCGAUCGCAGCCCCAUUUUGCACAAGGCAACUGGCAGACAUGGGAGCGCGGGUGAUCAAAGUGGAACGACCGGGAGUUGGCGACUUUGCCCGGAACUACGACACACGGGUGAACGGGCUAGCAUCGCAUUUCGUCUGGACGAAUCGGUCGAAAGAGAGUCUUGCGCUGGACGUGAAGAAGCCCAAGGACCACGAGGUCUUGAUGCGCCUGCUCGGCAAGGCAGAUGUGCUUGUGCAGAACCUCGCACCGGGUGCGAGUGCCCGGCUGGGCCUUUCAUUUCAGGCCUUGAAGGAAACCCACCCAUCACUGAUCGUCUGUGACAUCUCCGGCUAUGGACAGGAUGGUCCGUACCGAGACAAGAAGGCGUAUGACCUCCUUGUCCAAAGCGAAGCCGGCAUGCUCUCUGUUACCGGCACAGGCAAAGAGCCAGCGAAAGUCGGGAUAUCCAUUGCGGACAUUGCAUCUGGCAUGUACGCCUACAGCAACAUUAUAGCGGCUAUCCUGCAGCGCUCGAAAAGCGGACGUGGGAGCCAUAUCGACAUCUCAAUGCUGGAGAGCAUGGUCGAGUGGAUGGGAUUCCCGAUGUACUACGCUUUCAACGGCGCCCCAGGCCCUGUGCCCGCCGGUGCGUCCCACGCCUCGAUCUACCCAUACGGUCCCUUCGAGACGGGCGACGGAUCGGUGAUGCUAGGCAUUCAGAAUGAGCGUGAAUGGGCCAACUUCUGCACUAUUGUUCUCUCGCAGCCUGAGCUUGCUACAGACGCGCGCUUCUGCAACAACUCGCUGCGUGACAAGAACCGCGACGCGCUGAAGGAUAUCAUCUGCAAGUCCUUUGCCGAUAUUACGUCGGAGGAAGCCACUCGCCGGCUCGAUAAGGCUUCUAUCGCGAACGCCAACGUGAAUGAUAUGCAGGGAGUUUGGGACCAUGCACAGCUCCGCGCACGAGGCCGGUGGACAGAGGUGCAGACGCCUGAAGGUAUUGUACCGGCUCUUCUUCCCCCUGGGUUCAGUCCCGAGCAAGAAGGGUUCCGUGCGCGAAUGGAUGCAGUGCCGAAAGUGGGUGAGCAUAACGAGUCGAUUUUGGCGGAGUUGGGCAUUUCAAAGUAG